AUGGGGACCCUGUCUUGGAAGUCCCUGCGGGCAACCUUUCCAGUUGAAGACCUAGGCUUGCAAUUACUUUUUAGUGUGAAGUGCAGUUCUUGGCAUCAUUCUCACGCGUGUAAGAAUUUUACCCACUCUGCGUCACUGCCUACAUAUGCGGUAUCGGGAAAGCUCAAUGCUGAGUGUGACAGUCUCAUCUCUGGUGUAUCAAGGAGCCUGGAGCGAAUUGCUCGGGAUUCAUCUUACGAACAGGAAGGAAAGGUCCAAUUUGUAAUUGAUGCUGUGUAUUCCAUGGCUUAUGCCCUGCACAAUAUGCACAAAGAUCUCUGCCCUGGAUACGUUGGCCUUUGCCCACGAAUGAGUACCAUUGAUGGGAAAGAACUACUCGGUUAUAUUCGGGCUGUAAAUUUUAAUGGUAGUGCUGGGACACCGGUCACUUUUAAUGAAAAUGGAGACGCUCCUGGUCGUUAUGAUAUCUUCCAGUAUCAAAUAACCAACAAAAGUACAGAAUACAAAAUCAUUGGGCACUGGACCAAUCAGCUUCAUCUAAAAGUGGAAGACAUGCAGUGGGCCAAUAGAGAACAUACUCACCCGGCGUCUGUCUGCAGCCUGCCCUGUAAGCCCGGGGAGAGGAAGAAAACGGUGAAAGGAGUUCCUUGCUGCUGGCACUGCGAGCGCUGUGAAGGUUACAACUACCAGGUGGAUGAGCUCUCCUGUGAACUCUGCCCUUUGGAUCAGAGACCAAACAUCAACCGUACAGGCUGUCAGCUCAUCCCCAUCAUCAAACUGGAGUGGCAUUCCCCCUGGGCUGUGGUGCCUGUGUUCGUUGCCAUAUUGGGAAUCAUCGCCACCACCUUUGUGAUCGUGACCUUUGUCCGCUAUAACGACACACCUAUUGUGAGGGCUUCGGGACGUGAACUUAGUUACGUGCUCCUAACGGGGAUUUUUCUCUGUUAUUCAAUCACCUUUUUAAUGAUUGCAGCACCAGAUACAAUCAUCUGCUCCUUCCGACGGAUCUUCCUAGGACUCGGCAUGUGUUUCAGCUAUGCAGCCCUUCUUACCAAAACAAACCGAAUCCACCGAAUAUUUGAGCAGGGGAAGAAAUCUGUCACAGCACCCAAGUUUAUCAGUCCAGCAUCCCAGCUGGUGAUCACCUUCAGCCUGAUCUCCAUCCAGCUCCUGGGAGUGUGUGUCUGGUUUGUUGUGGACCCACCGCACAUCAUCAUUGACUAUGGAGAACAGCGGACUCUAGACCCGGAGAACGCCAGGGGAGUGCUCAAGUGUGACAUCUCUGAUCUCUCGCUCAUUUGUUCACUAGGGUACAGUAUCCUCUUGAUGGUAACUUGUACUGUUUAUGCCAUUAAAACAAGAGGAGUUCCAGAGACUUUCAAUGAAGCCAAACCUAUCGGAUUUACCAUGUAUACCACCUGCAUCAUUUGGUUAGCUUUCAUCCCCAUCUUUUUUGGUACAGCCCAGUCAGCAGAAAAGAUGUACAUCCAGACAACAACACUUACUGUCUCCAUGAGUUUAAGUGCUUCGGUGUCUCUGGGCAUGCUCUACAUGCCCAAGGUUUAUAUUAUAAUUUUUCAUCCAGAGCAGAAUGUUCAAAAACGCAAGAGGAGCUUCAAAGCUGUGGUGACAGCUGCCACCAUGCAAAGCAAACUGAUCCAAAAAGGAAAUGACAGACCAAACGGCGAGGUGAAAAGCGAACUCUGUGAGAGUCUUGAAACCAACAGUAAGUCAUCCGUAGACUUUCCGAUGGUCAAGAGCGGGAACACUUCCUGAUAGAUCUUCCUCUACCAAGACGACAUAUAUCAGCUACAGCAACCAUUCAAUCUGAAACGGGGAAAUGAUACAAUAUGAAGAAAUGUGGUAUGCGAUCUUAAACAAUGAACGUGACACCACCAACACUCACUCCUGGAGAUCUCUGUAGACUACAAUCAGUCAAAUCAAUAGUCAAUCUUGUAAGGAACAAAAAGUAGCCACAAGCCAAAAAUAUCAAUAACAGGGAGUGAAGAAACCCAUUUUAUAUAAUACAACCAAUGAGUGUCAAGCUAAAGUAUUGCUUACUCACGAGCAGUUAAAAAAAAAAAAAUCACAAAAGGAAAACUAAUGUUAGCUUGUGAAAAAAAAAAUGCUGUUGAAAUAAACCAUGUCUGAUGUUAUUCUUGUAAGUAUUUUUCUGUGAUUGUGAGAACUCCCGUUCCUGUCCCACAUUGUUCAACUUGUAUAAGACAAUGAGUCUGUUUCUUGUAAUGGCUGACCAGAUUGAAGCCCUGGGUUGUGCUAAAAAUAAAUGCAAUGGUUGACGCAUGCAAUUUUUUAUACAAAUAAUUUAUUUCUAAUAAUAAAGGAAUGUUUUGCAAAUGUU
Molecule: messenger RNA, 2362 nt
Organism: Lipotes vexillifer (Yangtze River dolphin)
Lineage: Eukaryota; Metazoa; Chordata; Mammalia; Artiodactyla; Lipotidae
Product: metabotropic glutamate receptor 8-like
Exons: 7
Coding region: 1-1776 (591 amino acids)
Biological process (GO): G protein-coupled receptor signaling pathway
Cellular component (GO): membrane
Molecular function (GO): G protein-coupled receptor activity
Source: RefSeq, a predicted model, not a curated record